This is a messenger RNA of Rhagoletis zephyria (snowberry fruit fly), 722 nucleotides long. Its product is annotated as protein O-mannosyl-transferase 2-like. Gene Ontology annotation, cellular component: membrane; endoplasmic reticulum. Gene Ontology annotation, molecular function: dolichyl-phosphate-mannose-protein mannosyltransferase activity. The record is from RefSeq and is a predicted model, not a curated record. Lineage: Eukaryota; Metazoa; Arthropoda; Insecta; Diptera; Tephritidae. Gene Ontology annotation, biological process: protein O-linked glycosylation via mannose.
UGUACCACUCUUGGAGCCCUGAUUAUGCCCAUGGCUUUUGAUACUGUGUAUGAAAUGACUCACUCCUGUGAAGCAGCUCUGGUCUCCACACUUUAUCUAAUAUUUGAUGUUGGUCUUUUAACAUUAAAUCAAUAUAUACUACUCGAUCCGAUUCUGCUCUUCUUCAUGACUGCGUCAAUUUGGGGAAUGACAAAGGCAUCAAGUGCUACAGAGAGAAGAAUAUCUUACACAGGCUGGUGGUGGUUUUGGUUGUUUUUCACCGGGACUAUGUUAGCUUGCACGACCAGUACAAAGUUUGUAGGACUUUUUGUAGUGAUGCUUGUAGGGUUUCAUACUAUGCAUGAACUUUGGGUAAUAUUUGGAGAUUUAAAAAAGUCAAUUACAGAGACAAUUAAACAAAUAAUCUGCCGAGCAAUAACCUUAGUUUUAUGGCCGAUCUUGCUCUAUAUGCUGUUUUUCUAUAUUCAUCUGACAGUUCUGAAUCGGAGCGGUAAUGGCGAUGGAUUUUAUAGUUCUGCUUUUCAGUCGCGAUUAAUUGGUAAUUCGUUGUAUAAUGCCAGCAUGCCUCGUGAUGUGGCAUACGGUGCGGUAUUAACAAUAAAAAAUCAUAAAACUGGAGGAGGAUACCUUCAUUCCCACUAUCAUUUGUAUCCAAAAGGCAUUGGAGCGAGACAACAACAGGUAUAAAUAACUUAUAACAUGAACGCAACCCUAGUUAUCUG